AUGGCGGUGGCGGCGGCGCGGCCCCGCGCCCAGGAGCCCCCCGCGGCCGGGCUGCCCCCGCGGUCCCCGAGGAGCUCCCCCGCCGACACCAACUGCUCCGCGGGGAGAUGCCGCGCUCCCCUCCGCAUCCCCAUUGGGCCGUCCGGGAUGCUCCGCUGCGGGAAACACCGCGGAGUCGCGGGGCUACGAGGGAACGGGGCAGGUAUUCCCAAGGCCGGGUGGCACCGACCCCACCGGAGUCCUCGCAGCCCUACAGAGCCGCCUCCGCGUCUGCUCCCAGGAGGCGCCAGGCCCGGCUCCACCGCUGCUGAGCGCGGCGUGACGGAACCGACGGCCCGGCCGGAAGGGAGAGGCGCCCAGCGGUGGCGGGGCGGGCGGGGGAGGCCCAGCCGGGCUCCCCGCUCCCCGGGCCGCGGCCCCGCAGCCCCCCCGGCCCAACCGCCGCCUCAGGCGGGAGCGCAACGCACCGCGCGCGAGCACCGCCCCCCCCCCCCGCCCCCCCGCGCGGCCGCAGAGCGCGCCUGCGCCGUGCGCGCGCCUCCCGGCCCCACCCCGGGGCGCCUCGAGACAGCCGGGUCUCGCGAGAGCGCCGCCGAGCGCGUCCUCGCGGCAGCCGCCAUCUUGGGAGAGCGGGGAUCACGUGACCGCUCGCAGCCGUUCGCCUCCGCCUUCCCCUCCCCCCCCCCACCCCCCCCCGCCGGGAACCGGGCCCGAACCGCCGGUCCCGGCCCGCGCCGCCGCCCUGGGGCUGGGCCCGCCCGCGGGACUUCGCGUUUUGAGGACGGUGGAUGCGGCGGGUGCUUUGGGGGGGGGGGGGGACUCGCGGGCAGCCCCCGCGGCUGCAGCGGGGAGGAACGGGGAGCGGCACGUCAGUUUAUGUCGGGAACACGUGUUGGUGGGGAAGGUGGCGAGGCCCGGAACCGAGACCCUCCCGCCGCCUCCCGAGGGGCCCGCCCGCCCGGCGAGGCUCUCCGGGGGUCCCCGCAGCUCCCGGGGGGCCGGUGGCGGGGCCGAACGCCGCGGCGACAGAGCCAGCCUCAAAGUCCAGCCACUCUUAACUGA
Molecule: messenger RNA, 1062 nt
Organism: Apus apus (common swift)
Lineage: Eukaryota; Metazoa; Chordata; Aves; Apodiformes; Apodidae
Product: translation initiation factor IF-2-like
Exons: 3
Coding region: 1-1062 (353 amino acids)
Source: RefSeq, a predicted model, not a curated record